Messenger RNA from Thunnus maccoyii (southern bluefin tuna), 2079 nucleotides. RefSeq lists its product as uncharacterized. The record is from RefSeq and is a predicted model, not a curated record. Lineage: Eukaryota; Metazoa; Chordata; Actinopteri; Scombriformes; Scombridae. The coding region runs from base 766 to 1650 and encodes 294 amino acids. The transcript is spliced from 3 exons.
UUAAGGUUUUACCCAUUAACCACACACUUUAAACCUAACUAAAAGCUUGCGAAAAAACAUAUGUUGUUAGUUAGUUGGUUAUGGUCUGCACCACUUGUGCAGACAGUCCAGCCCCGCAUCAGCCUGUCCCUCUCUAGGCAGCACGCCUAUCAAGCCCACCUCCUGGGACAGAGCCCCCACAGUUGGGGAACAGACCAGGGCUGGGCGGCCAAAAUCUGCGUUAUCUCUACAUACCAUGGUGCCAAACAGCGGUCUGUGGCUGCUCUUGUCUCACUGUCUCCAGCAGAGGAGGAAUGAGACAAAGAGGAGGAAAGGCAUAAAGCAGCCUCCUUGGCCAUGGCGUGCAUGCAAAUGCGUCCACCCCAAGGGGUGAAUUGUCUUGCGGCAUUAGGGAGAACCAGUGUCAGCAGCGUUGUUUUGACUGGCAAACAGGUCCACUUCUGCUCUCCUGAACUGGUUCCAAAUAUGCUGCACCACCUCAUGGUGCAGCAACAAAUCACCUGCCAGAAGGCUGCCUCUUGACAUCAGUUUGGUGCCCCUGUUCUCCAGACCCAGAAUGUGAAGGGAUCUCAGAGACAGGAGGUGUUCUGAAGCCCACAACAACAGGUUCUCUGCCAUCCUCAACAGGGCUGCUGAUCAGACUCUGCACUGCCUGUUGAUAGACUGUAUAUAAAGAGAUGUUUACCCUCACCAUCUCACUCCACUCUGGAACAGAGGACCCACCCCAGCAGAUCUAAGAAGCUCUCUGAGACACAGUUACCUACAAUGGCAUCUACGAUACAUGGCAACUACAUCACCAAUCUGGAUGUGUCCCUCAAUAAAACUGAGGAGCAAAAUCUCCAAAUAAAAGGCUACAUGAAAAUAGAUGUUGAUCUGAACAAAGGGGCAGGAGGAAAAAAAAUCUACAUUUGGUACAAAAAAGAAAGAGCUGUACCACCAAUCACCAGGCUUCAAGUCACAUUCAACAGUGACAUGGCUGUUGGAUUGAUCAACGCAGGGUACACACCGAUCAAUAAAAAUCUCAGUGCUGGAGCUGGAGGUGAUUACAUCUACCUUUGGUACUUCAGAGGGCAGACAAAGUACGAUACUCCCAUAGUGGACAUUGAGGUCACUACAGAUGCAGAGGAUGAAGGCCAAAAGUUUAGGUCUGGCUGGGAGAGACUGGCCUGUGAUCUGAACCGCUGCGUUUGUGGGAACUGGAUCUACGCCUGGGUGAAGAGAGAGAAACAAACAUACAUCUGUGAGGUCACUGCCACUGAUUCCUAUGGAUCAGACGCCGAUCUCUGUCAGGAUGGUUACAUCCGUCUGGAUAAAGAUACUAAUAGGGGUGCAGGAGGAGCCUUUGUCUUCAUCUGGUACCGUCAGACCACUGACCCCAAGCGUGCACUCAAGGCUCUGCAAAUCUCCAUCAAUGAUCAUCAGCGUCAGGAAGCUCAGCAGCAAAAUUACAAGCCAGUCAGUGUUGACCUCAACAAGGGGAACAACGGUGACCCAGUGUACCUGUGGUGGUUCAAGCAAGAUGGAUUCAAACCCAUUGAGGCUAUCACCAUACUUGUCAACCCAGCUGCUGUGGAGGUGUAUGAGAGGGCUGGUGCAAAUGUUAUCAAAAGAAAUCUCAGUGGAGGCAAAACUGAAUACCUGUGUUAUUAACAGUGAAGACCCGAGAAAGCCUCCAUGGUAGCAGAGCAGAUCAUUCUCAACACCCACUGAAGUGGGAAGUUUAAUAAUGAUUUUUCAUCUUUUUUCUUUUUGGUCACCUAUAAAACAAUCUUUCAUAUCACUGUCGUAUUACUGGUAAUAUAAGAAACUAUCAAUAGGUGAUUAUUUUUAUAGCUUAAUUUGCUGUCAAUCAAUUUAAAAUGGCAGGGUUUUUUCAGCAUUGAUUACAACAUUAAUGAAACCAUUAAAUGUUCUGUCACUUUAUCAUGAAAAAAAUGCUUUUCAAUAAAGACAACUUUGCAUCUGAAGUGUGUUUGUUUCAGUUUGAGUAUUUCUACAUGUUUGAUCAAAAUAAAAAUAUUCCCAUCACUCUUAUCAUGCUGAGUUUCCUCAAUCUGCCUGAAAAUUCCCCUCAGGUUG